Gallus gallus (chicken) is the source of this 5218-nucleotide messenger RNA. RefSeq names its product zinc finger SWIM domain-containing protein 6-like. The record is from RefSeq and is a predicted model, not a curated record. Bases 16 to 3522 code for a protein of 1168 amino acids. Gene Ontology annotation, cellular component: Cul2-RING ubiquitin ligase complex. Lineage: Eukaryota; Metazoa; Chordata; Aves; Galliformes; Phasianidae. Gene Ontology annotation, molecular function: zinc ion binding. The transcript is spliced from 14 exons.
AGAAGCGGCGCGAUCAUGGCGGAGCGCGGUCAGCUUCCUCCUUAUGCAAAGCGUCUCUGCUGUAGACCCGGUUACGGUUCGGGGUGUAGGCUAGGCCAGCAGGCGGGCGAUACCGGGCCUGGGAGCGGAACGUUCUGUGCCGGACCGUCAUCAGCAGCAGCAGCUGCCGCCGCCGCUGCUGCUGCCACCGCCGCCUCCCUGGUGCUGUUGCCGCUCGGCAAGACGCAAAGCCCCGAGUCCUUGCUAGAUAUUGCGGCUCGUAAGGUGGCAGAGAAGUGGCCUUUUCAGCGGGUGGAGGAGCAGUUCGAGCGGAUUCCGGAGCCGGUCCAGCGCAGGAUUGUCUACUGGUCCUUCCCUCGCAGUGAAAGGGAGAUAUGUAUGUACUCCUCCUUCGACACCGGCGCCGAGGGUUUUACCGCCCCUGGGAGCGCAGCCGGCAACACCGCGUCCGGUGGGGCCGUAGACGCUGUCGCUGAUGAGAACCGCCUGCCUUUCCGCAGGGGCAUGGCUCUGCUCGAUGGCGGCUGCGUCGAUAAUGUUCUGCAAGUCGGUUUCCACUUGAGUGGCACAGUGACAGAGCCUGCAAUGCAAUCGGAGCCGGAAACUGUUUUCAAUGUAGCUAUCAGCUUUGAUCGUUGCAAGAUUACCUCAGUGACUUGUAGCUGUGGAAACAAAGAUAUAUUUUACUGUGCCCACGUUGUUGCUCUCUCUUUAUACCGAAUCCGCAAGCCAGAUCAGGUCAAACUGCAUCUUCCCAUUUCAGAGACACUGUUUCAAAUGAACAGAGACCAACUACAAAAAUUUGUACAGUAUUUGAUCACAGUGCACCACACAGAAGUUUUACCAACUGCUCAAAAAUUAGCAGAUGAAAUUCUUUCUCAGAAUUCAGAAAUCAGUCAAGUCCAUGGUGCUCCUGACCCAACAGCAGGUGCUAGCAUAGAUGAUGAAAACUGCUGGCAUUUGGAUGAGGAACAGGUCCAAGAACAAGUUAAACUCUUCCUCUCACAGGGUGGAUACCAUGGAUCAGGGAAGCAGCUCAAUUUGCUUUUUGCAAAGGUGCGAGAGAUGCUGAAGAUGAGAGAUUCAAAUGGAGCUCGCAUGUUGACAUUGAUAACAGACCAGUUCAUGGCUGACCCUCGUCUGUUGCUUUGGAGACAACAAGGAACUGCAAUGACUGACAAGUAUAGGCAGCUCUGGGAUGAACUGGGUGCUCUGUGGAUGUGUAUAGUCUUAAAUCCCCACUGCAAGUUGGAACAGAAGACCAGUUGGCUAAAACAGCUGAAAAAAUGGAACUGUGUGGAUGUUUGUCCAUGGGAAGAUGGAAACCAUGGAAAUGAGCUGCCCAAUUUAACCAAUGCUUUGCCUCAGGGUGCAAAUGCUAACCAAGAUUCAUCGAACAGGCCCCAUCGGACAGUGUUCACUCGAGCCAUUGAAGCGUGUGAUCUUCACUGGCAGGACAGCCACUUACUGCACAUUAUCAGCAGUGACCUAUACACCAACUACUGUUACCAUGAUGACACUGAAAGCUCGCUCUUUGAUUCUCAUGGGUGGCCCCUAUGGCACGAACAUGUCCCUACAGCCUGUGCAAGGGUGGAUGCAUUGCGAUCUCAUGGAUACUCAAGAGAAGCACUGAGGCUAGCAAUAGCUAUUGUUAAUACACUAAGAAGGCAGCAGCAGAAACAGCUGGAAAUGUUCCAGGCUCGGAAGAAAGAACUUCUCUACAGAGGAAUAACCUCAAUAACAAAUCUUGAAGGUUGGGUGGGACACCCUUUGGAUCCAAUUGGCACCCUCUUCAGUAGCCUGAUGGAAGCCUGCAGGGUGGAUGAUGAUAACUUCCAUGGAUUCUCAGACUUCAUGGAGAACACGAGUCAACACAAAUCUCUGGAGUACCAGCACCUGCCUGCACACAAGUUCUUAGAAGAAGGGGAAUCUUAUUUAAUGCUGGCUGUGGAAGUAGCAUUGAUAGGGCUGGGGCAGCAACGAAUAAUGCCAGAUGGCUUGUAUGCACAAGAGAAGGUUUGUCGAAAUGAGGAGCAGCUUAUUUCUAAGCUACAGGAAAUUGAAUUGGAUGAUACUCUGGUGAAGAUUUUUCGAAAACAAGCAGUCUUCCUAUUAGAAGCCGGACCAUAUAGUGGUUUAGGUGAAGUCAUCCAUCGAGAGAGUGUUCCAAUGCACACAUUUGCCAAGUAUCUCUUCACCUCUCUCCUACCUCAUGAUGCUGAACUGGCAUACAAAAUCACACUGAGAGCCAUGCGGUUGCUAGUAUUGGAAUCUACAGCUCCUUCAGGAGACAUGUCCCACCCACACCACAUUGCAUCAAUUGUUCCAAACCGAUAUCCCCGCUGGUUCAACCUAAGUCACAUUGAAUCCCAGCAGUGCGAGCUGGCAUCGACUAUGCUGUCAGCAGCUAAAGGUGAUGUUCAGAGGCUGGAAACAGUGUUACAGUCCAUCCAGAAAAAUAUCCACUCCUCAUCACACAUUUUCAAACUUGCCCAGGAUGCAUUUAAAAUAGCAACACUCACGGACAGCUUGCCAGACAUCACUCUUCUGAAAGUUUCUUUGGAACUGGGCCUUCAGGUGAUGCGGAUGACGCUGUCAACACUGAAUUGGCGACGGCGGGAAAUGGUGAGGUGGUUGGUAACGUGUGCAACAGAACUAGGUGUUCAUGCACUGGAUAGCAUCAUGCAAAACUGGUUUACACUUUUCACUCCAACAGAAGCUACUAGUAUUGUUGCUACAACAGUGAUGUCCAACAGUACAAUUGUCCGUCUACAUCUGGACUGCCUUCAGCAGGAGAAGCUGGCUGGCAGUGCUAGGACACUUGCUCUACAGUGUGCCAUGAAGGAUCCUCAGAACUGUGCCCUCUCUGCGCUGACUUUAUGUGAAAAAGAUCACAUAGCUUUUGAGACUGCUUACCAAAUUGUUCUAGAUGCUGCUACAACCGGCAUGAGCUACUCGCAGCUUUUUACUAUAGCACGAUACAUGGAGCACCGCGGUUACCCCAUGCGGGCCUACAAGUUGGCCACUUUGGCCAUGACACAUCUCAACCUUAGUUACAAUCAGGACACACACCCUGCUAUUAAUGAUGUUCUGUGGGCAUGUGCGCUCAGCCACUCCCUUGGGAAAAAUGAGCUAGCAGCUAUAAUACCUCUGGUAGUCAAAAGUGUCAAAUGUGCAACAGUACUGUCAGACAUUUUGCGUAGGUGUACUUUGACUACUCCUGGCAUGGUGGGACUUCAGGGAAGGAGGAACUCUGUUAAGCUCAUGUCACUGGACAAAGCUCCUUUAAGGCAACUCUUGGAUGCCACAAUUGGAGCCUACAUUAAUACAACUCAUUCGCGUCUCACUCACAUCAGCCCUCGACACUAUGGUGAGUUUAUAGAAUUCCUCAGCAAGGCCCGAGAGACCUUCUUAAUGUCUCAUGAUGGACAGAUCCAGUUUACACAGUUUAUUAACAACCUAAAACAAAUCUAUAAAGGCAAAAAGAAACUGAUGAUGUUGGUUCGUGAGCGGUUUGGUUGAUGAAAGUGCGGGGAGGGAAGGGAUGGUUUGUUUCUACUUGAGCUUGCCUUUUUAACUUAAAGAAACAGAGCCACACUGGUAUUAUAUGUGUAUAGUUGUACUGAGUUUGCAAACUAAAUUGUUAUGUUGUGAAAGUUCAUGCUUACUUUUCUCCUUUUUUUUGGUUAAAAAAGGUUUGGUUUACACUGAGUAUAUGUUGUCAAGUGGCAAAAGCCCAUAUCGCUCUCCUCUCUGUAUACAUUCACAGCCUCAAAACCAAGCAUAUAUUGCAAUGGCUUUAAAAAAAAACAAACAAAACAAAACCAAAACAAAACACCUCCAUCCUGUGAUAAAUACCUCAAAUGGAUUCAGCUUUAUUCCUUUGUAACUCAUCCUUACAUUUCAGCAUAUUUAAACAAACCAAUAAGUGAAAUACUAAUAGUUAAGGCUGACCGCAUGGCUUUGCAGUGCUGUUCAUCCAGAAGCAUGACAAACAAUGCUUGUGCAUGUGGAAACUUAGCUACUGUCAACAUACAUUCUCAGGGAUUUAUCAAAAAAAUUUUAAAAAAGAAUGAGAGCAUUUAUUGUACUGUAUAUAUAUUAUAGUAUAUAUCUGAAUAUUGAAAAAUAUAACAUUAAUUUAUAUUUUAAAAAUCUAUGUAAUGCAGAAUACUUGAAACUGCAGUAGCUUGGUUUCAAAUGAAAAAAUACCUAUCAGAUGGAUGAAAGUGCGCCUUGCUUCAGGGUUGGCUAGGUGGUGAACUGUAUGUUGGGCAUCUAUGCAGAACCACCUUUUGGAUUCCAUGGUUAGACUGAUACCUGCUGGGGGAAGAUUUUUAUAUAUUUAUAUUUAUACAACUCCUGUAUACAUAUAUACGUAUACACACAUGCUUCUAACAGGCACCAUAGUAAAGAGGGACAACAAAAAAUACACAGCCAGAGCAGCAAGGCUUGCCAUUAAGAAUACAGUAUGCCAGAAUCAAGAUUCUUGCUUCCUAGUCUGGAAAAAGAAUUUUGACACAAAACACAUAAUGUUUUCCAAAAUGAUUGACAAGAUUUGCAGCCUUUGCAGUCAGCUAAUAGUAAUCUAACAUUUGUGCACAAACAACAUAUAUAUUAUAUAUAUAUAUACAUAUUCUGCAUAAGUAUUUUGACUUUGUGAGGAACAGAAAGUUGUGUAGGUAUGACUGUUCUACUUUUCAGGUUUUUUUAAAUAUAUUUUAUUUUCUCUAGAAUUACUCAAACAAAAGCAGCCUUCUAUCUUGCCUUGUCUUAAUGCUUUAAAAUAACCAAACUGGAGAUCUAACUACCAAACCGUUCAUUAUAUUAUUAAAUACCAACUUUGGUUACAAUACAGCGACUUCACUUCAGCUGAUAGUUCUGUAUCCUUGUGGUUUUUAAAGCAGAUUUUAUGUUUUGGUGCAAAAGGUGUCCAGUGUGACUUGUCCCCUUCAUUAGAGUACAUGCUAGAGGUAUGUUUGGUAGGUAUUUCUGUUUAGAAAAACUAUUUCAUGUUCCCCAUUUUAUUUAUUUAUUAUAAUAGGUAAAAAGGUUGUACUUCAUCAGCCACGUAAACACUGUCAUGAAGUUGAAAGUAAUUAAGAUUUGAUACACUGAUAUCAAUUUAUUUAUGUAACUAAAUCACUGUUUUAUAAACUUGUUAAUAAUCAGUAAUUUUUUUUUUGUUUUUAUUAAAAUUAGUUUUUUUGAAAGUUGA